Centropristis striata (black sea bass) is the source of this 2504-nucleotide messenger RNA. RefSeq names its product multidrug and toxin extrusion protein 1-like. Gene Ontology annotation, molecular function: xenobiotic transmembrane transporter activity; antiporter activity. The transcript is spliced from 17 exons. The coding region runs from base 22 to 1737 and encodes 571 amino acids. The record is from RefSeq and is a predicted model, not a curated record. Lineage: Eukaryota; Metazoa; Chordata; Actinopteri; Perciformes; Serranidae. Gene Ontology annotation, biological process: xenobiotic detoxification by transmembrane export across the plasma membrane. Gene Ontology annotation, cellular component: membrane.
UCGUAUCUGGACGCUGCAGACAUGGAGGAGUCCAGUGACAAGCUUUUCUGCUGUAGCUGGCUGCGCCGCUGGGUUCCCCUGACCCACAGGGAGGAACUGUACCACAUCCUGAGGAUGACAGGGCCUCUGCUUCUCUCUCGAAUCCUUAAUUACCUGCUUCCAUUUGUGGUUACGAUGUUCUGUGGGCGUCUGGGAAAUGAUGUGAUGGCGGGAUACGGACUAGCUUCUGCUGCCAUUAAUAUUACCACUGCAGCAACAGGAUGUGGUCUGGGAAUAGCAUGUGAUACUCUGGUGUCCCAGACAUUUGGUGGUAAGAACCUGCUGAGGGUGGGAGUGAUCCUUCAGCGCGGCACCAUCAUCCUGCUGUUGUUCUGUCUGCCCUGCUGGGGCCUGCUCAUUAAUGCCGAGGCCAUACUGAUAUGCAUGGGCCAGGACCCCGAGGUGGCCAGAAUAGCCCAGCUGUAUAUGACAGCCUUCAUUCCUGCUGUACCACCGAUGUUUCUACAUCAGCUUCUGGUGUCUUAUCUGCAGAACCAGGGUAUAAUACUGCCACAAAUGUACACUGCUGCCGUGGCAAACAUAGCAAAUGUUGUGACGAACUACAUCUUUAUAUACUGGCUGGAUCUGGGGGUGAUUGGAUCUGCAGCAGCCAAUACUCUGUCUUGGAUUUAUAUCUGUGGUUUUCUGUUUGCUUACAUUUGGUGGAAGAAGCUCCAUGUAACAACAUGGGGAGGCUGGUCUGUGGAAUCACUGCAGGAGUGGGGCUCCUACAUGAAACUGGCCAUUCCCAGUACAUUUAUGAUAUGUUUCGAGUGGUGGGUUUAUGAAUUUGGUGGAUUCUUUGCAGGAAUGCUGAGUGAAGAUGAGCUGGCAGCCCAACAUGCUGUGAUAAUGGUGGCUUUCAUAACCUACAUGUUCCCUCUUGGUAUUCAAGCUGCUGCUUGUGCCCGAGUGGGGAAUGCUCUCGGUGCAGGAGACACUGCCAAGGCGAUCCUCACCACUAAGAUGUCAUUUGCUCUUGCGGGUAGCUUUGCAGUGGUGGAAGGUAUUGUGCUCGGCUCUUCCAAAACAGUGAUCGGCUUCAUCUUCACCUCUGAUGAGAAGAUCAUAGAACUGGUCUCUCAUUUGAUGAAUGCCUACUGUUUCGUUCAAUUCUUUGAUGGUCUUGUGUGUGUGUGCACGGGCAUCUUCUUGGGCACAGGCAAACAGAAGAUACCAGCUGUGUGCAACUUCAUUGGAUACUACUGCAUAGGACUUUCACUAUGCGUUAUUUUAAUGUUUGUGGCAAAACUGAGAAUUCUGGGUUAUUGGCUGGGACUGCUCAUUUCUUGCAUUAUACAAUCCACCUUCUACAUCACUGUCAUCUUCAAGCUGAACUGGAAGAGUAUGACAGAGGAGGCUGUGAAACGAGCUCAGAAAAAGACACACAUGGCAUUAAUAAGCACAGCUGACAACCACACAUCAGUGGACGGCUACAUGUCUGUGAGCACUGAGUGCCAUAAUGGGAACAAGGAGACACAAGAUGGACAGCAGCUGAAGGGUGGUCGUCUCUCCACCAGCCAGCUGGUCCUCAGACGAGGCCUCACCAUGUUUGCAGCAGUUGCACUUCUAGCUGUGGGAACAUGUGUGCACUUCCUUGUGCCCUUGCCAGAGAUCGUGCCUUCCAACUCUACUUUGGACUGGAUCAAUACGACAUAUACUCCUGAUCAAACUGUCUCCACUGUGCUGUCCCAAUAGAAGGAUAAUCUUGAGAUUCUUGAUCAUAAAGUCUUUGUUUGUGCUUAACGUCAUUAAAACACUGAGUUUUAGAUUCUCAUGGACCCAUUAUCUUUGACAGAAAGAGGAUAGUGUGCAGUUGAAACACACAACUUACUCAAUUUUACAUCAUACUUACUAUGAAUAGUCUGAUUCAUUUCAAACACAGCCACAGCUUUCCUUAGCUAGCAUAUUAGUGUUCACAUUGGGUUAAAAGUGGAAGAAAAAUAGACUUUACACAAUACAAAGAGUUCACAUUCACGUUCCUGCAUUAAUACUUUACAAAAAGGAUUAAGUAUCAUUCACAUCAAUCAUCAAAAUAUAUGCAUAUGCAUUAGGCCAACUCUAAAUGGAAAAUAAAAACUUUCUUCCUCUCCACACUUUAUUUCUGUUAUUAUGUUUAGCCAAUUUGGGAAAUAUUUCAUAAUUGCAUAUUUUUUUGGUUCGGUCUGUGUGGUUUUCUGGGUUUAAGUUUUGAGGCUGUCAGAGUAGAUUCAUGUAAUAAUUAACUUGAAGGUAGGACUGUUUGAAGAUUAGCAACUGUGAACUGGUCAACCAUGUGUAGAGGUCAGCAACUGUUGGUCCUUUAAUUACAUUAUUGUGUAAAAGUAAAGUCACUCUGAAUGUCCUGUUUAAAACAACCAUGCUGUGGCUCUCUCUCCAUGCUGCAUGUAUUAAAACAUUUGAUUCACACCGAGUCUGUAAUUUUUUAGAGAACAAUCAAUUCUCAAUAUUUUGAAAAAGACUUU